CACCACCACCACCACCACCACCACACCUCCCUCUCCGUCUCGGACCCUGCUCAUCCUUGAUGUCCGGCUAAGCUGGGCUGUUGCGCGAUUGUCAGAUAGCAUGGAAGACGGUAGCAACCCACCUCCUCCGCCGUCCACGGAAGCUGCUGCAGAGGGCGACAGCGUCGAGGAUCAGACGCUGUCGGGGCCCCCUACGCGCUUUGAAAUCGAGCUGGAUUUUGUUCAAUCACUGGCGAAUCCUCAUUACGUCAACUUCCUCGCGCAGAACGGAUAUCUGGAAGAUGAACGGUUCAUAAACUACCUCGACUACCUCGAAUACUGGCGCCAGCCCUCCUACGCCACCUACAUAGUAUACCCAAACUGCCUACACAUGCUCACCCUCCUAAAACAAGAACGAUUCAGACAAGACAUCAAGCACAUGGACAUGGCGCAAAUGCUCAUGGACGACAUGUUUGCCAAAUGGCUCGGCAUGGGCCGCUACAAACCCCCAGAAACACCGACCCCGCCAGAACUUGUUGACCAGCAGAACGAGGGCGUGCGCGGUAACAAUAAUCUGAAUCAAGAGCAGGUUAAAGAUGCAGUGGACGCCGCCGCGGCGAAUGGGCAUGGGAACGGGGAGGCGAUGGAUGGGAUACAGACCAACACGGCCGUCAAAAUGGAGCAAUGAUGCACUGCUUCUUGUAUAUUAGUCUUGUGGUGUUUUCAUGUAUUGUACUGGUAUUUAGAAAAGUUCAGCCUUUUUACUAUAAUUAUAAUAA
Molecule: messenger RNA, 758 nt
Organism: Myxozyma melibiosi
Lineage: Eukaryota; Fungi; Ascomycota; Lipomycetes; Lipomycetales; Lipomycetaceae
Product: mediator of RNA polymerase II transcription subunit 31
Exons: 3
Coding region: 101-667 (188 amino acids)
Biological process (GO): regulation of transcription by RNA polymerase II
Cellular component (GO): mediator complex; core mediator complex
Molecular function (GO): transcription coregulator activity
Source: RefSeq, a predicted model, not a curated record